Umbelopsis ramanniana AG is the source of this 1236-nucleotide messenger RNA. RefSeq lists its product as uncharacterized. The coding region runs from base 88 to 789 and encodes 233 amino acids. The record is from RefSeq and is a predicted model, not a curated record. Lineage: Eukaryota; Fungi; Mucoromycota; Umbelopsidomycetes; Umbelopsidales; Umbelopsidaceae. The transcript has 6 exons.
ACACGUGGCUCGCUGAAGCAGGCUUUGUUUCGCCCCACUGUCCAUACCACCGCCUCUCCUCCAACUUACUUGGCUUACAGGAACAUAAUGAAUGAUUCCAAAUUGAUAAAUUACAGUCAAUAUGACGAUAGUAUUGUGCCACAUAUAAUGCAGAACAGCAACUGGGAUUGCGGGCUGGCUUGCAUUGCCAUGACCAUGCGGGCGUUAGGAAAAGACGUCGACAUCAACGACUUACGACAACACUGCCAUGUCAAUAGCAUAUGGACGAUAGAUCUUGCGUUUCUGUUACGAAAUUAUGUAGAAGAUUUUACCUAUUACACAAGCUUUCUUGGAAGCCGGAAAGAAUACCAGCAAAACAAAUUUUACCAAGAAACUUUCAGCGAGGACGAGAAGAGAGUGAACAAGCUGUUUGCUAUAGCAAAAAGCUGCAAUGUGCAUGUUGUCCGAAUGUUGCUGCCAAUAGACGAUUUCAAACGGUUCCUGUUCUGUAAAAAGUUUGCCAUAAUAACCCUAGUGAAUGCCCGUCUAUUGCGAUGUCAAUGGUGUCUGGACCAAAAAGGAUGUUCCGCUUCUGUUUGUGUAGGAUUUGAUUCUAUAUUAGACCGAAUGAAAGGAUAUGAGUAUAUUGGUCACUUUAUCGUCCUUAUCAACUACGACCCCAACGAAGAUGUCUUCAUCUAUCGUGAUCCAGCACAACAAGAUAAGGUAUGCGUGAUUCAAGCCGAUAUACUUGAUUCUGCUCGACAGUCAAUAGGCACGGACAAUGAUUGCAUCGUGAUUCGUAUAUAGUUGAGGCACCCCGGGGACAUGUCAAUUAUGAUCUGGAUACCAAGCCUGCGACGAAAUUUUUCUGGUCUUGCUUUUUUUUGUUUAUUAUACGCUUCUUUAGUACCUUUCUAUACAUAUUGAGUUACUGCCUGUUAAAGAUUACCGGUCAAGGAUAUGCUGUCUACAACGCCGUGCGUGAAUGACAAGUCGGAUGCUGUGCCAGAAUGACGAACCCAACAAUCAGUUCAUCGGAAUUUGAAAAAGGAAUCUGAGCACGAAAAAAAAUGCUCUCAAUAAAAGGGGAAAAAUUCAAAAAACAUGGUUUUUAGUACGCACUUGUUUCUUACUUCACAUCUCAUCUUCAUAACAUGGCUCGCAACUUUGAUCACUAUCCCAAGAACGUUGGUAUCCUUGCCAUUCAAACUUACUUUCCUUCUCGUGUAAGUUAAACGCUAUGUAAUUCUAGUG